This is a messenger RNA of Carya illinoinensis, 1471 nucleotides long. RefSeq names its product syntaxin-41-like. The record is from RefSeq and is a predicted model, not a curated record. Gene Ontology annotation, molecular function: SNAP receptor activity; SNARE binding. The coding region runs from base 158 to 1117 and encodes 319 amino acids. Gene Ontology annotation, biological process: vesicle fusion; intracellular protein transport; vesicle-mediated transport. Lineage: Eukaryota; Viridiplantae; Streptophyta; Magnoliopsida; Fagales; Juglandaceae. Gene Ontology annotation, cellular component: SNARE complex; membrane; endomembrane system. The transcript has 8 exons.
CUUUGGUUCCGAAAUAAAAAAAAAUUCUAUUUAUCAUCCAAUUCCUAGAGAUUACUUCCUUAGCCCCAACCCUCAAUUGCUAAAUCCAGAAGAUUGAGUGUUUGAAUUCCAAUUCCUAGUUUCUGUUUUCAAUUUUGGAUUCCGUAUUUGUUUUUCAAUGGCGACGAGGAAUCGUACCGUGAUUUACAGAAAGCACAGAGACGCCGUGAAGAGCGUGCGAGCUCCGUUGUCUUCUUCGGCGUCCGGUUCGGGCGGUCCAGUUAUCGAAAUGGCUUCCCUUCUUAAUUCUAAUCGGUCUUCUUACGCUCCUCUUAGUACUGAAGAUCCCGGUCCUUCAAGUAGGGAUGCAUUUACUGUGGGUCUACCGCCAGCUUGGGUGGAUGAUUCUGAAGAAGUGGCUGCAAAUAUACAACGUGCCCGGGUCAAAAUGGCUGAGUUAACCAAGGCUCAUGCCAAGGCUUUAAUGCCCUCAUUUGGAGAUGGAAAAGAAGAUCAACGUUUGAUUGAGGCUCUUACUCUAGAGAUUACAGACAUAUUGAGGAGGUCUGGAAAGAGAUUGCAGAAACUUUCUUCCAGUGGGUCUGCUGAGGACUCAAAUGUUAGGAAAAAUGUACAGCGUUCUCUUGCAACAGACCUUCAGAACCUUUCCAUGGACCUGCGAAGAAAACAGUCAACAUAUUUGAAACGUUUGCAGAAGCAGAAAGAGGGACCUGAGGGGGUUGAUUUGGAAAUGAACUUCAGUGGAAAUAAAUCCAGAUUAGAAGACGACGAAUUUGAUGACAUGAGUUUGAAUGAGCACCAAAUGCAUAAGCUGAAAAAGAGUGAGCAAUUCACAGUCGAAAGAGAAAGAGAGAUCAACCAGGUUAUGCAAUCAGUGAACGAGCUUGCUCAAAUCAUGAAGGACCUUUCAGUUCUUGUGAUAGAUCAGGGCACAAUUGUUGAUCGGAUAGACUACAAUAUUCAGACUGUUGCUGUAUCGGUUGAGGAGGGUCUCAAACAGCUCCAGAAGGCAGAAAGAACGCAGAAGAAAGGUGGAAUGGUGAGAUGUGCAACGGUGCUUGUUAUCAUGUGCUUUGUCUUGCUAGUCCUCCUCAUACUCAAGGAAAUACUCUUGUGAUGAUGAUGAUGAUGAUGAUGAUCUCUCCCGCCACAUACAAUGUUCUGUCACGUGUUGAUAAGAGGGGGAAAAGACAUGUAAACUGAUUGCGAAGCUUGUGAAACAGCCAGAGUUACCUAUCCUGAAUCUCUUUGAUUGUGAGAGAGAAAUUCGAACAGAUCGGAGCUUACUAACUUGUACACUGAGAAGUGGGUUGUGAGAGGGAGCUGAAUUACACUUUCCAGAAGGCCUCUGGAAUACAAAUGUCGGGUGUAAAACUCCCCUCGUGAGGACAUCUCUGUGCCAAAUUCUUGAUGCAAAGAUUUCAAAUGAAUGAAAAGGCGAAAAAGCAUAUUCAAAUUGCCUUCGGAAACA